This is a messenger RNA of Pseudophryne corroboree (corroboree frog), 6523 nucleotides long. It is a transcript of the gene SRGAP2, whose product is annotated as SLIT-ROBO Rho GTPase activating protein 2. Gene Ontology annotation, cellular component: cytoplasm. NCBI's taxonomy places the organism in Eukaryota, Metazoa, Chordata, Amphibia, Anura, Myobatrachidae. The transcript is spliced from 23 exons. Gene Ontology annotation, biological process: signal transduction; negative regulation of cell migration. The coding region runs from base 738 to 3824 and encodes 1028 amino acids. The record is from RefSeq and is a predicted model, not a curated record.
CAGCUCCCGCCUCUUUCUACCGAGAUACACGCCCUUUUCACAGAGUGUUUGGCCACGCCCCCACAGUUUGAAGCGCUCUUCAAUUGGCCCCGACGCGUGGUUUCUGGCAACGCCUUUUGCAAUCAUUCCAUUGGCUGAGCUGGCUGUCUGUCAUGCACUCGGCGCUUUGCCAUAGGGCUAGUGACCUGGAGUGGGUGGGACUAGGCUAUUCCACGGGGAAUAGAGUUGCAGAAGGAGAUCCUUGCCUGCUCUUUUUAUGGAUUGAUCGGGAUCUGACUGAGGAUGAAGAGAUCAGAUCCGGGUUUUGGUAGAGAACAGCCCCUGCAGCAGCAGUAAGCCCAGAUAAGCCCCUUUCCCCCUCCUAUUUGCAUUCACGUCCCUGUCUGAGUGAGAUCAUUUGUGGAGGUGAAGAUAACCAUGCAGUUGAUUUGGGGAAGGACUUAACACUCUGUACUGUUAAUGUCUGCAAUCAAGAGGGGACUGCAGGAGCCAGGGCUGCUGCUCAGGAUUUGGCGCAGGGAAUAAGGCCAACACUGCUGCAUCAAGCAUUUGCUUUGCAGACAGCUGCAUGUUGUCUGAAAGACCCAGAGCUUUCCUUGCCCCUUACUGCUACAACCUACAGUGCCUUCACUUCUCCAUGGACUGACCGUCUACAGGAUCGCUGACAAAACCACAUUGAUUUACAUCUGCAAGAACCAUACUUCAAACCCAGGAUUGCAGCUACCAAACCAGAGAACAUGACAUCGCCAGCAAAAUUUAAAAAGGAUAAAGAGAUCAUUGCAGAGUAUGACACCCAAGUCAAAGAGAUCCGAGCCCAGUUGUUGGAGCAGCUGAAAUGUCUGGAUCAACAAUGUGAUCUACGCACCCAGCUUCUUCAGGACUUGCAAGACUUUUUUCGCAAGAAAGCCGAGAUCGAGAUGGAUUAUUCGCGAAACCUGGAGAAACUCACGGAGCGAUUUCUUUCGAAAACCCGAGGAGCCAAAGACCAGCAGUUCAAGAAAGAUCAGAAUGUCCUGUCUCCUGUGAGUUGCUGGAACCUGGUUCUCGCGCAGGUGAAGAGGGAGAGCCGUGAUCAUGCCACGCUAAGUGACAUCUACUUGAACAACAUCAUUCCCCGCUUUGGCCAAGUCAGCGAGGAUUCGGGGCGUCUCUUUAAGAAGAGUAAAGAAAUCGGUCUGCAGCUGCAUGAGGACCUCAUGAAAGUAUUAAAUGAGCUGUACACAGUGAUGAAAACCUACCACAUGUAUAACGCAGACAGCAUCACUGCGCAGAGCAAGCUGAAGGAGGCAGAGAAACAGGAGGAGAAGCAGAUGAGCCGAUCAGUGAGACAGGAAGAUCGGCAAACCCCUCGCUCCCCGGACACCGCGACUAGUGUCCGCCUGGAUGAGAAGCACAUAAGGCGCAGUUCUGUUCGUAAAAUCGAAAAGAUGAAGGAGAAGCGUCAGGCCAAAUACACAGAGAACAAAGUGAAGGCUGUCAAGGCUCGAAAUGAGUAUGUACUGGCACUGGAAGCCACCAACGCAUCUGUCUUCAAAUACUACAUUCAUGACUUGUCUGACCUCAUUGAUUGCUGUGACCUAGGCUACCACUCAAGUUUGCAUCGUGCCCUCCGUACAUUCCUGUCCGCCGAGUUCAACCUUCAGCACUCUAAGCAGGAGGGACUAGAGGCUCUGGAGAGUGCCACAGAGAAUCUGGAUGCUUCUGCAGACAAGCACCGUCUUAUGGAGUCAUCUAACAGUGUCUUCUGCCCUCCUGUGAGGUUUGAGUUCCAGCCACACAUGGGGGAUACUAUGGCGCAACUCUGUGCACAGCAGCCUUUACAGGGGGAGUUGGCUCAAAGGUGUCAGCAGCUGCAGUGUCGCUUGUCCACGUUACAAAUAGAAAAUGAGGAGGUGAAGAAGACAAUGGAAGCUACAUUGCAGACAAUUCAAGACAUGGUGACCGUGGAGGACUAUGAUGUAUCUGACUGCUUCCAAUAUAGCAACUCCAUGGAAUCUGUAAAGUCCACAGUGUCUGAGACCUACAUGAGCAAGCCAAGUAUUGCCAAACGGCGUGCCAACCAGCAGGAGACAGAGCAGUUCUACUUCACUAAGAUGAAGGAAUUCCUGGAGGGACGAAAUUUGAUUACGAAACUGAAAGCCAAGCAUGACAUGUUACAGAAGACCCUAGGAGAGUGUCAGCGCACAGACUGCUCUCUGGCCAGUGGUCGACGAAUGUCUACUUUAAGGAAGCAGGACUCCAAGCAACCAAUUCCCCUUGUGGUUGAAAGCUGCAUAAGGUUCCUCAGUCGUCACGGUCUUCAGCAUGAGGGGAUAUUCCGGGUGUCUGGCUCCCAGGUGGAAGUGAAUGAUAUCAAGAAUGCAUUUGAGAGAGGAGAGGACCCUCUAGAAGAAGAUCAAAAUGACCAUGAUUUGGAUUCUGUUGCUGGGGUUCUUAAACUAUACUUUCGGGGGCUCUCAACACCUCUUUUCCCAAAAGAAAUCUUCCAUGACCUCCUAAGCUGUGUUUCUAUGGACAACAUGCAAGUGCGAGCUUCCCACAUCCGCAAAGUCCUUCUUAGUCUCCCUGCUCCUAUUAUUGUCCUCAUGAGAUACCUUUUUGCCUUCCUCAAUCAUCUUUCUCAGUUCAGCGAUGAUAACAUGAUGGACCCCUAUAAUCUGGCCAUCUGCUUCGGCCCCACCCUGAUGUGCGUCCCUGACAAUCAUGACCAAGUGUCCUGCCAGUCGCAUGUUAACGAGUUAAUCAAAACCAUCAUCAUGCAACAUGAGAGCAUCUUCCCUGGCCCCCGUGAGCUGGACGGACCAGUCUAUAUGAUUGGCAGUGCCACUGAAGACUGUGAGAGCUCUCAUAGUGAGCCCAUCUCAGUGGAAGAUUCCAUUCUAGAUAUGGCCUCCGAGAUGCACAGCACAGAAGAUGGAUCUAACCCAAACAGCAUUGGAUACAGCAGCAGGAGGAUUACAGCAACUGGAAGUGAUGAUCCCCCUAGUGAGAGAUCUAGCCCCCGUUCAGAUCCAGAGCAGUGUUCUGAGCCACUGGCGGAGGAGAAGGUGAUGGCCAGAGCCAGCCUUAGCUGCCCCGCUGGGAGCCACGUGGCAGACAUCUACCUCGCUAACAUUAACAAGCAAAGAAAGAGGCCGGAGUCUGGGAGCAUUCGGCGACCUUUUCGCCAGAGUGACAGCCUAUCUAGCUCCGACACAUCAGAGCCAGCUUCACCGGGAGCAAAUGUACGGCCAACAUCUCAGCCUGUCAUGAGCCAGAGCUUCUCCAGAGAGGCUCCAGAUCGCUGUUCAAUCAGUGGGCAUGGCACAGUCAGCAGUAUCAGUCGGCACUCUUCUCUGAAAAACAGGAUGGACAGUCCUCAGAUACGCAAAGCGAUGGCUGCCGGAAGGUCAAAAAGUUUCAAUAAUCACCGCCCACUGGACCCAGAAGUUAUUGCUCAGGAUAUUGAAGCAACCAUGAACUCUGCCCUUAAUGAGCUGCGCGAACUCGAGCGCCAGAGCAGUGCAAAAUACGCCCCGGAUGUGGUGCUGGACACCCUGGAGCCUCUCAAGACUUCUCCUGUGGCUGCUCCCAAUUCUGAGCCCUCUAGCCCUCUUCAUGCUCAGUCCCUGCGGGAUACAGAGCCAACUUUUCAACGCAGCUCCAGUUCUGCCAGCGACAUCCCUUGUUCAUUCCGUACCGCUAAAUCAGUACGCGUACCCCCUUCAAGGCCUCCAGCUACACGCCCAAAACCAACCAUGUUCCCCAAAUCCAGUCCCCCUGCACCUGGUGGAGUUGGAUCUUCAUCUGGUCAGCAGCCACCUGACAAGUCUUGUCCUGUGUGACACAGGUUAUUAGGGCCAUCACUGUGAAUUCAAUGUUAGAAAUCUUUAGUGUGUACAUAAAGACUUGUGUUCAGUGUGGAAACUGGUGGAAGCAGAAGCCCUAAAAUAAAAGCUGGGAGAAUGCAUGAUGGGGACAAACAAGGAAGUCCAGGACCAAAUGAAAAGAAAUGCUGGUUAAAGGACUGGUCCCAUGUAGAGUCAAUGUGCCCAAAACUAAAGCGUUACUCUAUUUAUUCAGAGUGGCCGAGUUGAUGAGAAUUAUAAAGGGUCUGAUUUAAAUGUCUGCCACUUCCAAUAAUAUGUUUAAAUCAAUGCGCUUCUCGUUUCUGCAGGUGGGGCAGCUCUAUGUUUAAGCAAGCUUUAAAUGUGUUACAAAAAUAUAACACUAAAGCAGGUCAUAACAAUAAUUACUUUGAGAGUAAAAUGUACACGUUCACUUAUCCUAUCUACUGUAUGUCAGUGCUUUGUUCAUUACUUAUAUCAUAGUUAUCACGUAUGUAACAAGCCUGCAUAAACACAGAGAGCUCCUGGAAUACAAACAGAAGAGGAAAUUAGCACCAUUUUGGAACUUUCAGGGAGAGAUUUACAGAUGCUAUUGGAGGGUACAUGAUACGAAGAUUUAUACAUUAGAACAAUGGUAAUUCCAAUUGUUUAAAUUAUGAAUGAAUUUAUAAAAUAAAAUAAAAAUUUGGUAAAAGUUGGAAAACAUUUAGAUUCACAAGGUCUAAAACCAAAUGGUCAUUUAUAUUGAGCCUAUGUGGGACCUUGCUCUAAUUCUGUGAUUCCCCGUUGCACUUAGAGUUGUCGCCCUUACCCUGUCUGUAGUGGUAGGUGCAGAGCGGCUGAGAGUCUUACCGCUCUGUUCUGUACAAACCGUAUUUCUUCUAUUCCCUUCUUACAUUCCAGCUGUAUUCUAAAUUUUUAGUUCCUGCUGUUCCAAGAUCCCAUGCAAUAUUUAAAUAUUAUGGCAGCAUUGAGGGAAUUGUGCUAGGCUUUGGGCGCCUAUGAGUUACCAUUAACUCCACUUUGAUGGAGGUAGUCCAGUAGCGGUCUCACUUCCAUUACUUCUAUAUACCUUCAAACUGAGAUCUAACAUUAAGCGUGGCAACGUAAGAGUUGGUGCUGUCAUGUGCACAAGAGGCACAUAUGGUAAUAGAUAUGGGAGUGGUGCCCUCUAGCAUCUGGAGCAGAAAACCAUUGUCACUGAAUGACUGUGGUCCGUCAUAGCCACUCCUUUACUAUGGACACUAACUAGAGCAGUAUUGUAUCUUUUAUCCUAAAUGACCAGUGAUAUUUCUAUGUUAUGGAUAAUAUAAAAAAACACUAUAUAAAACAGACACCGUACUAAUGUGGUGUCUGUGAGUACGCAAUUCCUAAUACUACAGCAAUUAUAUCUGUACAUCAAAGAACAUCCAUUAUCACUGUUUUCUCAAAAUGAAUGCUAUAUGUGCCCCGUUUCUAGGUAAACUGUCAAAUCGCAGCCCAAUCUAUAAGUGUUGAAAAAUGUGCUCCAGACUACAUAACAUGACCAGUCUCUAUUAAUCACUGGAACCUGAGAGAAGGUCACAAUAUAGUUCCAUAGUACAUAAAUAUAGUACUUAAACCUUUAUGUUGGUGGCUGCGGUUGUCUUAAAGAUGAAUCCGGAAAUUGUAUAAGAGAUAAUAUUGGAUCCCACCAGAAGCAAUAAUGCUUUUCACCAUUUAUGUGCAAUGACAGAACGCUUCAGCUGACAUGAAACUUGACAGUAUUUAAUCCAUCUUCCCGCAUGGCACUGCAUCACAGAGCAUGUGAUUUCUGCUGUGUUACUGCCGAAGGCUGGGGUUAGGCCUGUCUGGCUUAUAAGCAUAGCACUUUCAGCAAUAUAAUAACAUUCAGUUCAGUGAUAUGUAUAUUAUUUUUUCUCAAAUACAGGAGUGAGAGAAGCAUCUGGAAUUCCUGAAAGUGCCCCAGGCAUAUUAAGUAGCAUUUUUUUUUUUUGGUGUUUUUUUUUUUUUUUUUAUGUAAGCCUUUGUUACAAUGAAAAUGGAUUGUGUUGAAGAGCUUAUUUAACCUCUGCAAUUCUAGAAUGGACCUUCAUUGUAGCAGGAUCCAUCGAGUGUGUGAUAGACCUGUCUACUUCCAGAGAGGAUUUACUACAGAUCUCACUCUGACUACAUACGGGUUGCAAAUCAGUCUCCUGUGUAAACCAGUCUCACUUGUUUGAACACUUUGCUGGACGAUGGGGAAAACUGUGUUUAUCCCUGUGCUGUCAGCGGAGUAGCGAAGACCAGCCUUUAUAAGUGUGUAUGUGUGUGUGUGUGAUAAAACAGAGCACGAACCUAAUACAGUGCUCUCUUGCAAUAAGCCAGCACUGUACAACUCCUUUUAUUUGUUAUGGCACUUUGACCACUGAUACUAGAAUCAAUGUAUAUGGACAGUGUUCUCUGGGAGCUGUGUCAAAAAUAUUCAUGCCGUCUAGGAGAAUGUAUGCAUCACAUAUGUAACACAAACUGUAUAAAAUGUCUUUAAAGUGGUCUCCCCACCCCUUAAACUACAUGUUAACUAUAAAAUAAAAUUUUAAAAAAGCAAAAACUAAGCUACGUUUUCACAACUGGAAUAAUGUAUGUCUGUUUUUGUGCUUUGUAUUCUCCAACAUCCCAGACUAAGGGAGGAGAAUUUCAUGUGGGAACUCCUCAAUAAAUUGUGUUUUUAGAUAAAA